Messenger RNA from Didymodactylos carnosus, 1254 nucleotides. NCBI's taxonomy places the organism in Eukaryota, Metazoa, Rotifera, Eurotatoria, Philodinida, Philodinidae. The record is from the annotation of a GenBank genome assembly.
AUGAUUAGCACUGCGCGUUAUUCAGAUGGUUUAAUAAAAUAUGUAUUAACAAAACAGAUAGAAGAAAUUCAAGCUAAAGAAAAGCGAAAAAAAGAAAAACAUUUAGAACUAAAGCCAAAUGUACCUUAUUUCGACGAAUCACUACUACUAGCCAAUGAUUUUCCAGUUGUGAUGCGACGCAUCCAGCAAUCAAUAAAAGAUUUUGUACAACAAGGAUUACAACCGAAUGAACAAGAAAGAGGUUAUGGUAGAGCAAACGCCGACAGGCGUUAUUUUUUGGUGAAGCAACCAAAUGAAAAUGUGGCAUUAAUGAUUCAAAAAGAUAAUGAUUGUGGUGUUGAUGAUGAUAUGAAUGAUGAUGAAGUUGAAGAACAAAAAGAAAGUAAAGAUAAUGAACAGCAUAAAAUGAGUAAUGAUCAAUGUGAGCCGUCAACAACGAAAGGUGAUGAUAAAGAACAAGUAGAAGAAGAAAACGAAGAAAAAAACGCUUCCCCUUUUGACAUCGAUGGCAAUGUCCUUGUUCAUCUGUCAACUGUAGCAAAGCUACAUCAGUUAUCGGUCCAGCGAAUAUUAAAUGAUUUACAUGGUGAUGUUCGGGAAAUCACACAAAAUUUUAAUCUUGACGAUCCAGCAUCGAUUCAGCGUAUAUUUGAAAUUAUUUUACAAGAUUUGGACGAAGGAAUGCCACCAGAAUAUUCCGGGGUAGCAUAUAAUGUGCCAUAUGAUUAUGUACAAAUGUUAAAGUGGUUGGGCAAACCCUCGACAAGAAAUAAAGCGGAUAAAUCAACUAGUGAUGAAAAAGACAUGGUCGCAGUAGUCAAUAAAGAUGAUGAAGUUCAUCAUAUUGAUUUUACAAAUCCCUCAAUUGUCGACGAUGUCACUGAUCUAUUUUCGUUUUAUGGAAAAAGAGAAGAUGCAUUUUAUGAUGAAUAUCCUGAUAUUGAAAUGGCCGCAAGACAGCUUGUUAUGGAUCAGUGUAAAAAGAAAGAAACAUCUAUCACUGCUGGUCAUGAUGAGGACACCUGUAAGUCUGGUGAAGUAUCAGCAAAACGUUGGAUUAUUCCUGGGAAUGCACCGUUUUAUAACAAAGGAAGAGGACCCAGCAUUAUGUGCUCAGACUUUAUGAUAGUGGAUCCAGAGAUGCAACCGGACCGGGCGCCCGUUUCCGGUCCGGUCGAGACUUAUCAAUCGGCCGGUUGGACCGGUUUCGGUCAAGCUGCUGGACCGGGACCGGUUGGCUUGGCUUAUAGCUAG